AUGGCACCCUCCGCCCUCAGGCUCUCCUACCAGUGGGAACGAAUCAUGACGCUGUUUCUUCCGACCCUCGUCGCCGCCACGUCCUCCCGCGCCGUCGGUUCGUCCAGCGUCUCGUCGUCGUCGUCGUCGUCGUCGUCGUCGUCAUCGUCGUCGUCACCGCUCUCCGUCACCGCCCAAGACGCCGUGGACGACGCCGCGGACGACCCGACGUCGACGAACCGCGCGAGCUCGAGCGCGACGCACAGAACGCCCGCGACGCCGCUCGCGGAGGCGGUGCGAGCGGCGAGCGAGGACGCCAUGACGCGGAUCUUUGAGUUUCGCGGUGGCGCCAUGAAGCCGUCGCUGGGCUCGACGAACGACGCGAGGGGGAAGAGCGCGGGUUCGUCGCUGGGAGAGAAAGAAUACUUACUGACGCGUCGAUUGGCGCAUCCGUUUCGAAGCGCGCGCGUCGGGGACGUCGUCGCGUUCGCGCACCCGAGCGGAGAUUCGCGAACGCUCGUGCGAAGAGUGAGCGCGUUGGAGGGCGAUGAGUUGGUGGACGUGACGAACGCGAGCGUGUACGUGGUGCCAAAGGAUCACGCGUGGGUGACCGCGGAUGCGGACGCGGACGGGGAGGUGGUUGGGAAGAAGGGGCGACACGAGGACUCGAGGUCGUUCGGUCCGGUGCACGCGCGGUCGCUAGAGUGGCGAGUAAUUUAUUCGUUGAGAAGCGCGGCUGAUCACGGGGCGGUGGAGAACAGCGAGCUCGCGCGAGUCGCGGACGCGCCCGUCCUCGAGGCUGAGCUCGAGCGGGCGCUGGAGACGCUCGGGUACGAUUGA
Ostreococcus tauri is the source of this 819-nucleotide messenger RNA. Its product is annotated as Peptidase S26A, signal peptidase I. Lineage: Eukaryota; Viridiplantae; Chlorophyta; Mamiellophyceae; Mamiellales; Bathycoccaceae. The transcript has a single exon. The coding region runs from base 1 to 819 and encodes 272 amino acids. The record is from RefSeq and is a predicted model, not a curated record. Gene Ontology annotation, molecular function: serine-type endopeptidase activity.